This is a messenger RNA of Closterium sp. Naga37s-1, 1640 nucleotides long. Lineage: Eukaryota; Viridiplantae; Streptophyta; Zygnematophyceae; Desmidiales; Closteriaceae. The record is from the annotation of a GenBank genome assembly.
GCAGUGUCCAGAGAUUCCCAUUGCCCACCACCCCCACGCCAUCCGCAACCUUCAGAAUGCCCUCUACCUCUCAAACCGAACUUAACUCCUCUAGUCACCUAAGCCCGUUGCCAUCGCUCUUGCCUUUCCUCCCCCACUCCCACCCCCCAGGCAGUGUCGAGAGGCUGUGUCCAGAGGUCUCCAUUGCCCGCCACCCCCAUGCCAUCCGCAACUGCAAGGGACCGAAGCUACACAGCCGUUCGGGCAGCCCGGGCAGCCAUGAAUGGGCGCCUGCCACGCCCUCCGACAUCCUCCCGGUCAUCGAAAGUUUUCAUCUGCCCGAUCGUCUGCGCCCCCGUGUGCCGCACGAGGCGAGAUUUGACGUGGAGAGGAUCCCAGCUGUGAGCUUUCAGGUGACUUGUAAGUCAUCCCACCCCUCCCGGUCCCCCUGCAUGCUGGGCGAGGGUGGGUCUCCCAGCGGCAUGGCCCCCUUCUUCGCGCAUUUGCAUGCGACCAUCCCUUCCUGCACGCUUCCCCACUCGCUGCUCUCUGUAGAGCACCUUGCAUGCAUGAUGCAUGAACCAUUGCGACACGCACCCUACCCACAAGUCCGCAUGCUGUGUGCUCAACACGUGAUCGAGCAUCCGUCCGCCACUGUCUUGCACACCCACUGCACACCAUCAAUCCCUGACCCAUCCCCUGUCCUCCCCACCAUCCACCCCCUCUGCUCCACUUCUCCCUUCCACUUACCCUCACCUCAGGCGGGUGUAGACCUGCCAGGCCUGCGCACCGUGCGCCGAACCGAUCCUGUGCAAACCACCAGGCCUGGCACCAGCCGGGCCUGGGUUGCAGGCUUGGAGGGCGAAUCAGAGUCAGGAGUGUUUAACAGGGGAGCUUAUAAGGGGGACGAGGGAGAUGUGGUGAAGGCGAUUCUAGAGAUGGCUGAGAUGGAAGCCGUGGGGGCGGAGGUGGUGUGGGAUGAAGGGUCUCAGGAGGUGGGUUUGAAGGAGAAAGGGAAGGGGGAGGAGGAGGAGGAAAAGGGGGGAGUGGAUGGGGAAGGAGCAGCGGAAGGGGAGGGGAGUGUGAGGGAGGUGGCAGAGGAGGCGUUGAGGGAGUGGGAGGAGGUGAGGGAAGGCGUGGAGAGGGUGAUGGGCAAGUACCCUGUGAUGGUGUGCGGGUACUGCCCUGAGGUGCACGUGGGUGCGGCUGGGCACAAGAGCUCGCCCACCAGCCUUCUUGCACUCUACUCUCAUAUUCACCUCUAUCUGCCCUCUGCUGUUAUUCAGGUGCUCUGUUGUAGUUUCAGGUGCUCUAAGCGUGUGGCGUUAUUCAACUUCAGAACUUCACAAUUUACCUCACAUCCCGCUUCUUCUCACCCUCCCUGCUCUCAGGUGCGCCUGUGCAACGCCUCCAAGCAGCAGUGGCGCCAUGGGCAGCACGGGUGGCAGCCGGCAGCCCUCUCCGACCUGCUCCCCCCCGUGCCUGUCUACCACAUGCGCCACCCCUCCGGCCCCCCUCUGCUGCACGAGCUGAGACCGUUCUACGGCCGAGUGCCAGCGCUGCUGGAGCUCUGUGUGCAAGCUGGGGCGCCUCACACCUUCCUGGUGUGCCAAACCGGUCGUCCCUCCAGCUUCCAGCGGUAUCCCCUGCCACCACUGUAG